AUGAAUCCGGAACCAGAAGGCGAGACCAAACUGUGUGAGAAUUGUAAACGCGAGAUCCCGACGGUUAACUUCACGAUCCACAGCGUGCACUGCGCUCGCAACAUCCGAGUAUGUCCCGUCUGCAAGGAGGCUGUGCUCUAUGCUGAACUCAAGGAACAUCAUGAGAAGAUGCAUAAACUACAGCCGUGCAAGAAAUGUGGCGAGAGUGUCUGCGGUACUGACCUAGAGGAUCACAUCCGAGACUCCUGCGCGCAUACCAUCAAAACAUGCAGGUUCUGUGAGCUGGAGCUGCCUCGCCGCGACCUACCGGCUCACGAGAGCUAUUGUGGAGUGCGCACGGAGCAGUGCCCUGACUGCAAGGAGUGGGUCAUGAUCAAAUACCGGCAGUUGCAUUUAGACUCUAAUCAUGGAUUCAUUCGACUGGACGAUGAUCCCUCUCCAGUGUCACCAAAGAAGGAGUUACCAAAGAGCCCCGCUAGGCCGGCAGUCCCGAAGCUGACGCGAGCUAACAUUGCGACCGCCACCGCGCCGUCUACCAGCAACGGCUGCGCUCGUCCGUUCACCGGCGGCUAUAGACCCAACGGUUUGAAGAACAUUAACUUGACUCGCACUGAGACCAGACAAUUCAGCACUAACGGUACACGUCCAGGUCAAUUACCAGUUGGUGGCGAGAAAGAGUUCGGUGGUACAUCCUCCGAUACCAAUUGGGCCAAGAGGACCAAUGACAAACCACAGAUUAAUACUAAUAUGGAAGAAACAAAUAAAGUUGAUAAAGAUCUGGGUGUAUCUCGCGGCGCAGUGAAGAAGCGUCCGGCGCCGAAGCCGCCGUGUCGGCGCGCGCCGGCCGAGCUCCCGCCGUCCGCCAUCCGCGACCUCCCCUACUACAGCGCCAUGCAGCGCCAGCAGGACGAAGAGAGAGAGCGCCAGGAACAAACGGCCUACAACUUAAGUGUCGGUCUUCCCCCAGUCUUAAGUCCGGCAGCAAAACUGGAGAAAUUACGUAAGAUGGACGCUCUCCAAAACCCAGAGGAACAUAUGGAAAGGAACCGUCAAGGUAGAAUAGUGAGGAAUUCGGAAAACGACGGUGCAUCUCAAGCAAGCUCUGGACUGAGCGAUGAACCUGCGAGAAGGCGGACCGACUUCACGAACCUAACUCCCAUGAGUCCCCAGGAGUUUGUAGAGAGAUUCAGUAAAAUGCAACUGAGGAAGGACGAGGAGAUGCGACGGAACAGCACCGUGGGAGACGCCAGGAAGAACGGGGACAGGUUCAGUGAGAUCAAGUCGUCUUUGAGGGAGCUCCGCAGGGGAUUAAACGAGGUGACCGCUCCAUACCAUUCGAAUCCGAACAUCAGUGCCAACGCGAACAACAACAACAAUAACAAUGGCGAGGGGCGCGCGUCCCCCGCGGGCGACGACGUGCGCCUGCCGUGCGAGUUCUGCGCCUGUCUCAUACCCGCGCACAACUUGGUGCAGCACCAGACUGGCUGCCGGCCUGACCUGGCACAGUUGCGGCCUCGCAGUCCUUCCCCAGUAGGGGCGGUGGCUCUGGAACCUUCACAGGAGCCCUACGAAGAACCCGUCAUACCCUGCGAAUUCUGCUAUGAGUCUUUGCCCGUCUACCUCAUCAGCGAACAUCAGGAACGCUGCGGCAGAGAGGCCAACUUGCUGUACCCCGACUGA
Spodoptera littoralis (African cotton leafworm) is the source of this 1680-nucleotide messenger RNA. The record is from the annotation of a GenBank genome assembly. Lineage: Eukaryota; Metazoa; Arthropoda; Insecta; Lepidoptera; Noctuidae.